UAAUUCAAAUGGCUGGGAUUGUAGUGAUUUUUGACUUUGACUCCACAAUCAUCGAGUGUGAUAGUGAUAAUUGGGUGCUUGAUGAGACGGAUUUAACUCAAAAGUUCUAUAAGCUUCUUCCUAGCAUGGCUUGGAACCCUCUAAUGGAUAGGAUGAUGAAUGAACUUCAUUCACAAGGAAAAACCAUUGAAGAAAUUGUAGAAAUUCUGAACAGGACUCCAAUGCAUCCCCGCAUUGUCCAUGCUAUUGAGGAAGCUUAUUCCCUCGGAUGUGACCUGAAGAUUGUGAGUGAUGCAAAUAUCUUCUUUAUUGAGACAAUUCUGAAGCAUCAUGGAGUGUGGAAUUGUUUCUCAGAGGUCAUUACCAACCCCAGCCAUGUCAAUGAAGGGAGGCUCAGUAUUUUUCCCUACCAUGAUUAUCUAAAAUCUUCCCAUGGAUGCAAUCUUUGUCCACCAAACAUGUGCAAGGGUUUGGUGAUAGAAAGGAUUCAGAGUUCCCUAGCAGCAGCAGGAAAGAAGAAACUAAUCUACCUUGGAGAUGGAAAAGGAGAUUUUUGCCCUAGUUUGAAGCUCAAAGAUAGGGACUAUUUGAUGCCUAGAAUUGAAUUUCCGUUGCGUGAUUUAGUAUCCAAAAAUUCUAACAAGAUAAAGGCAGAGGUACAUGGUUGGAAUGAUGGACAAGAGCUUGAGCAAGUCUUGCUCCAUAUCAUCAACAAAGCUAAUGGUGAUCAAGGAAUCAACAUUAACAAUUCUACUCCUACAAUUUCAGCUGAUUGCAAAUUGGGUUCAGCUCAUCAACCUUUGCUUAAAUCCCUCCCAGUUCCUCAAUAAAUAGUAGCUAAAUUAAAAUUAAAUUGCAAAAAAUGAAUAAAUAAUCGAUCAUAAAAAAAGAUCUUUUAAAAAGUAAGCUAUCAUUUUGAAACAUGCCAUGAAUGGCAUGUUCAUAUUUAUUAUUAAAGCUGUCAUAGUGUCUUGUCUACUUCUUAAAUUUUAUUUUAAAAUAUUAAUUGCUGUCUCAUUCUCGAUCAGACAGUGUACGAGGCAGUGCUUUGGUCAUUGAAGAUAAUAAAAUAUAUCAUGACAUUUAGUUGAAUAAAAGUAUAAGAAUUAAAGU
Messenger RNA from Abrus precatorius (Indian licorice), 1113 nucleotides. Its product is annotated as inorganic pyrophosphatase 2-like. The transcript has 4 exons. Bases 9 to 830 code for a protein of 273 amino acids. The record is from RefSeq and is a predicted model, not a curated record. Lineage: Eukaryota; Viridiplantae; Streptophyta; Magnoliopsida; Fabales; Fabaceae. Gene Ontology annotation, molecular function: phosphatase activity.